Blastomyces gilchristii SLH14081 is the source of this 2526-nucleotide messenger RNA. RefSeq names its product ribonuclease HI, variant. Lineage: Eukaryota; Fungi; Ascomycota; Eurotiomycetes; Onygenales; Ajellomycetaceae. Gene Ontology annotation, molecular function: RNA-DNA hybrid ribonuclease activity; nucleic acid binding. The transcript is spliced from 3 exons. The record is from RefSeq and is a predicted model, not a curated record. Gene Ontology annotation, biological process: DNA replication, removal of RNA primer. Bases 613 to 1917 code for a protein of 434 amino acids.
AGACCCAAUUUUACAUUGAAAUUUGUUCUCUUGUCUUGCCGCUUGCUGGCUCGUGGGCGACGCGCUCCACUGCACUCCCAAAGGGGAAAUGCCCCCGCCAACCCCCUCAGGCGCGGCUCCGUCCACAGCAUAGCUUUCCAUCCAACAUUCUUCCUCCCUCCAACAAUCCUCAACAACUCUCAAUGAUUACAGUGUGUAUUUGGGCACUUCUAAAUGUAUCCUGCUGCAUCUAAUCUUACACUUUGAUAAUUUUGACGCGUUGCUACUCUCAUCGCCAAAAACUAGUUCUCUCGCCAUCCAUCCCCGAUUGCCUUCCUCUCCUCUCCACCAGUCUUCUCCUCCUAUCGCUCUCCGUUAGAUACAGCUUCCUUGCCAACUAUAUUACCUUAUACACUCAACUACUACGAGACUCAAUCUACCUUUUUGCCUCUCACUACUCGAUUCCAAACGACGUCCUCCACGACAUUCCAACUAUCUGCGGCCUUGCUUCCCCUGUGGAAGCGGAGGAUUUAUCCCCCUCGCUUUCUGCGCAAGGACUCUAGGGUCAUAUUAACGCCCUCUACGAGACUCUGUCUCUUUAUCGCCACUCCUCUUCCUCACCGGUUAUCCACCAUGGCUGCGGCCACACCAUCGCCCGCUGCGAAUGAUAGGAAAAGCUCCAGUACCCCCGCGUCCCCCGUGGAGUCAACUACCUCACAACCGACAGGUGCCAAACGGAAACGAACAGCAGAGCCCAAGUUCUAUGCGGUGAAGUUUGGAUUUCAGCCUGGCGUUUACCAUACGUGGAAUGACUGUUUAACGCAGGUGACAGGUUUUAAGGGUGCUGUUUUCCAAUCGUUUCCUACCCUCGAUGAAGCGAAUGCCUUCCUAACAGGAACCCAAACCGCUACGGCGCCUGGAAGCACCUCUACCGGCUCAAAAUUUUACGGUGUACAACGGGGGCGAAAACCGGGUGUAUAUACUGACUGGGCAGUGACACAGGAUCAGGUGCGAGGAUUUCGGGGACCGAAAUAUCGCAAGUUCGCUACUUGGGCUGAGGCAGACGCUUUCGUUCGACAAGGCCAACAGACGCCGGUAGUGAUGCCAUUGGCGGGGGAUGCAGAGCUAAGCGCAGAUCCUUCCUGGAAGAUGAACCUACCUGGUGCUCCUGGCCUUACCUCGGAACGUCCGACCGACGCAGAUGGCAACGAGUACCCACCUGGGCUGGGACCCUUGCCCCCGGGUGCAGUUGACGGAUUUGACCCAAACAUUGUUCUUGAUCCUACAACUGGAAAAUUGAAAUAUAGAUCUCCACAUGAAAAGGUACCGACGAAGCAGCAACCAGGCCGUCCCGGCCCUUUGAAAAUAUAUACAGACGGAAGUUCUUUGAGGAACGGCGCUAUGGGGGCCAAGGCGGGUAUUGGAGUAUAUUUCGGUCCUGGGGACGAGAGAAACGUGUCCGAGCCACUGAAAGGUAGCCGACAAACAAACCAACGGGCAGAAUUGACAGCAAUCAUACGCGCACUUGACAUCGCGCCACGACAUCGCGAUGUAACCAUUUUCACGGACAGCAAGUAUGCCAUCAACUGCGUAACGGUAUGGUUUGUAAACUGGCAGCGCAACAAAUGGAUGACGGCGCAGGACAAACCGGUCGAGAACAAGGACCUAAUCCAAUCCAUCCUGAUGAAAAUCGAAGAGCGGACGGUGAUGAAUGUCAAGACGUUGUUUGAGUGGGUUCGGGGGCAUAGUCGCGAUCCAGGCAAUGAGGCAGCCGACCGGCUGGCAGUGAAUGGAGCAAAGAAUGCCCCGCUGGCAUCGAAUAACAUGACGACUCCCGAACCUGGAGAUGACGAUGGCGGGAUAAGCGGUGGUGAUGAUUAUGAUGAUGCCAUCGAUGAGGGCGAGCAGCGGACUGGGUUUGGGAUCGGGGAAUGCUGAAGCGACAUUACUAGAAGAUGAAUGUCAAGGCACUUCUGUAGCCGGUUGUGUACUCCUUAUUUUUCAUUUCUCUCCUUCUCUGUUCCUUUAAUGUUGUGUGUCGUUGUAUGGGACUUUUAUCUACUUUUCAUAUUACCCUGUCUAGUUGUGUCCAGGGAGUUUCGUUUCUUCCUCCAAAGAAGGAAUAUUGUAUAUUUCCCUUGGCACGACUUCUUUGCACUUGGUUUCUCCUUUUACCAUUUUAUAGUCUCCGAUUCUCCAUUCAUAUUCUGCGACCGAACAAUCAAUAUGUUUCAUGUAUUUACUUCCCUUGCUAUUGCUGUUAUAGCUAGCUACACAUCCAUCUAAAGUGUGUAGCUAAUUAGCGAUGACAUGAUCUAUCUCAUUAACGGUAGUUAUGGAGAGUAUUCCUGUAAACCAAUAUUUCACAUGUAGCAAUGAUGCUGCUCUUUUUUUUCUUUUUUUUUGCUACUCCCCUCAGCGAGCGGAUUAAGAUUCAUAUAAAAUGUCAUCUGUCAUCUGGUCAACUGACUAACUGCAAUCACCACCAGUUUACACUGGAGGAAGAGGGGCUGGAAUACACAAAGGAGAGCUAGCCUUGGUUAACAC